AUGACUUACUCCGUGCUAAUACUCGCCUACCGCAAGCCCGGCACAACGCCGGAACAGUUUCGCGCGCAUUAUGAAGGCAAACACAUGCCACUAGUCAAAGAGAUAGGCGGAGAACACUUCCCUCUAAGCCAUACGCGGCGGUACAUCCACCGCACAGAGGGUAAAACCGAGGACACCGAGCGCAAUGCCAACUUUCCGGCGACCGUCCUCAUGGGCUCCCAGGCCGACUUCGACUACGACGCCAUCGCUGAGCUCACCUUUGCGGACGCCAGUGCGUUUCAGACCUUCUUUGGGCUCUAUCAGCAGCCGGAGAAUGCUGCGCGGAUCGCAGCGGACGAGGAGCAGUUCCUCGAUCGCCCACGAACGGAUUUCUUGACAAAACCAGGCACAGAGCUUCAUUCAUCGUCCAGGAUAUGGGUGAAGCCAGGCGACAGCAUCGCCACCAUGGAGAUGAUGGAGCACCCCGAGACAAAAUCAACUGAGCCCUGUUCAACCGAUAUGCUGUUCACCCUGCCCGCAGAGCUUCUCCAGCUCAUCUUUUCAGACGUCGGCACGGAGAACUUCCGUCAAGAUGUUCGACGCCUCGCCGUAUGCAAGAAUUGGUACUCCUUUGCCAGACCGAUCCUCCUGCGCAACCUUCGCCUGCAAGUGACAGAUCUACGACCGAUGGUACGCGCCAUGAGAGGAAACAAGAAGCUCGCCGCGGCGCAGCAAAUGACAACAUCUAUCGACCUCACAAUGGAUCCGCUGCCGUUCAAGACACAGAUCGAUCAACAGAGAGCUCGGGCUACCGCAAACCUCCACGAGGUAGUGUCUAGGCUCAAGAGCCUUGAUGCGCUGCGCACGCUGGUCAUCUGCCCAAGUCUGGACAAGUGCGCAAUGGCCAGCCAGGUCUUCUCGCGAAUCAAUACCCUCCAUCAGUUGACAUCACUCGAGAUUGACAUGGUGAACGUUGAAUUUCAUGAGGAGACACCGGUACACCUCUGCGACUUCAUCAGCCAAAUGAUCCCCAACCUCAAGAGUUUGCGAUGCCGACUGCCCUAUAUUUGCACUGCCCUGCUGGAUACGCUGCCUGGGGACCUCGAGGAGCUCAUUAUCAACACCAGCUUCACGGAGCAGUCGCGUCUGCUGGAGUUUGUGGAAUCCAUGCGCAAUCCCAAGAUGGUUAGGCUCAUCUACAACGAUCCAAGCACGCAGAGCACAUACGCCUUUGACGCUAUAGAACAGCGGCGACUGUAUCUGGGGGGCGACCCCGUUUGGGACGCGGAUGAUCUAGGGCUGCCCUCGGAAAAGUUCGGUGAGAAUUUCGAGAACCACUUUCAGGCCAUGCACUUGCAGUUCCUGCACGGUACCUACGACACGCCAGCCUCACUCCCGCAACAACCGCUGCUGCGGUGCAUACCAAACGGCACCAGCCGAGUCAGACAUCGUCCGGUCAUGCAGUGCUAUGUCGCAUUCCUAGCCCUCGCGAAUUCUGGUGUCACAAUUGCUGCCCAAGCUACUCGAUAA
This is a messenger RNA of Diaporthe amygdali, 1509 nucleotides long. RefSeq lists its product as uncharacterized. The transcript has 6 exons. The record is from RefSeq and is a predicted model, not a curated record. Gene Ontology annotation, molecular function: protein binding; oxidoreductase activity. Bases 1 to 1509 code for a protein of 502 amino acids. Lineage: Eukaryota; Fungi; Ascomycota; Sordariomycetes; Diaporthales; Diaporthaceae.